CGAUUACACAAAUCCAUUUGUGUAGAAAAUUUCCUCGCAUACUUUUCUGAUUUCCCACCCCGAAAAUACCUUGUAAAGCGGAGCGCUAGUAAAACCCGCCCGCGGCUCGCUCAUCCCACCGACGCCAUUGGCGAGCGCACAAGCGCGCUGCUCAGCGCAUCGCAUCAUCCUCCGCUCCGGUCCGGCGUCCAGGGCCACCGAAUGGCCUCGAGCCUGUAAAAUCCGGUCCUUUCUACCCACCAAUCCGGGUCCGGCCGCGGUUCGACCAAGAUUGGCAGGCAGAGCGACCCGUGUGGUUCGAUCCGUCUCGUCUCACAGGAUGGCGGCGGUGGCGAACGGAUCGACGGCAGCGGCGGUGAAGGAGGCGGAGUACCAGGCGGGCGUGCAGAAGCUGGUGGACCUGCUGUCCAAGCUGAACCCGGCCGCCAAGGAGUUCUUCCCCUCCUCGGCCGCGGGAGCGGCGGUGACGUCACCGUCCAAGAAGGCGCUGUCAGCGGACGCACCGGUGUUCGACUACUACUCGGUCGGAGGCGGGAGUGAGGGGAGCAAGGACUCCGCCGCCUUCGCCGCCGUCUUCAUUGGGAACCAGCAGCGCAGGUGGAAGAAUGGAUACAUCAACCAAGGAAGGAGGAGGACAAACGAGAGGGCUAGGCGUGCAGAAAGAGAGGACAGCAUUCGGCGAACUGUUUAUGUCUCUGAUAUUGACCAUACAGUGACAGAGGAGAGACUUGCUGAUAUCUUUGCCACCUGUGGGCAAGUUGUUGAUUGCAGAAUUUGUGGUGACCCCCACUCAGUUCUUAGGUUUGCAUUCAUUGAGUUCUCCGAUGAAGAGGGUGCGAGAGGUGCACUUAACCUUGGUGGCACGAUUUUUGGUUUCUACCCUGUUAGAGUCCUACCUUCAAAGACAGCUAUCUUACCUGUGAAUCCAAAGUUUCUUCCCAGGACGGAAGAUGAGAAGGAAAUGGUUAUACGAACUGUUUACUGUACAAACAUAGAUAAGAUGAUUACUCAAUUAGAUGUAAAGAAUUUCUUUGAAGAACUUUGUGGUGAGGUGUCUCGGUUGAGGCUCUUAGGGGAUAAUGCACAUUCUACAAGGAUCGCUUUUGUUGAGUUUGUCCAUGCUGAGGGUGCCAUUAUGGCUCUGAAUUGCAGUGGGAUGAUUUUGGGAACUCUGCCUGUCAGGGUGAGCCCUUCUAAGACACCGGUGAAGCCACGUGUAAAUCGAGUGGCAUCUAACUGACUCUGCAUCAGCCGAACUGGAUUGUUCACGGGAAGGCAUGACCAUCAAUUAAAGGCUUUCCGUGAUCCAGUACAUCAUGACGCAUUUGCUUACAUUCGUGCAAACAGAAGAGCAUUUUUUUUCUCUCUCCUUGUACCCUUUUGCAAACCUUUUUGAAGAGAACUGGUUAAACCAGAUCCUUCAGAUUCGGCAUUUGUUUCUCAUGUUUCAUUCCUCAUGGAACAGUUGUUAGACAAUCAGCUAUCAGCGUAGUUUCUGUGGUUGUCACUUUA
Phragmites australis (common reed) is the source of this 1512-nucleotide messenger RNA. Its product is annotated as polyadenylate-binding protein-interacting protein 9-like. NCBI's taxonomy places the organism in Eukaryota, Viridiplantae, Streptophyta, Magnoliopsida, Poales, Poaceae. The coding region runs from base 320 to 1240 and encodes 306 amino acids. The transcript has 10 exons. The record is from RefSeq and is a predicted model, not a curated record. Gene Ontology annotation, molecular function: RNA binding.